Molecule: messenger RNA, 1379 nt
Organism: Oppia nitens
Lineage: Eukaryota; Metazoa; Arthropoda; Arachnida; Sarcoptiformes; Oppiidae
Exons: 1
Coding region: 331-1194 (287 amino acids)
Source: RefSeq, a predicted model, not a curated record
UCAAAAAUUCCAAUCAAACGGAAUAAUUUCAAACAUAAAAUUCAGUUAAAAAAAAAUUUUGUGUUUGUUUUUAACCUAAAACUAGAAGAAGAAGAAGAAGAAGACACUGACACUGACAAAGAAGACAAUCAGUUAUUUACAGUUAUAAUACACAACAACAACAACUACGACAACAACAGCUACUACUUCUCAAUCAAUUUCAACCACUAGUUGAACGGCCACUCUUGUGAAGAGAAAGAGAGAGAGAGAGAGACAUUACAGACACUUCAACCAUCAAAAACCACUCCACACUAAUCACUACUACUAACUACUCAAACACCAGACAAACAAAUGGGUUGUUGCGGAUCAAAGCCAGAAGAAGAACAGCCGCCACCAGAGGAACAGCCGGCCGCUGAAGAGAAACCGCCGUCGCAGACACAGGAGUCGGCGUCGUCUGCCGGCAGCAAAGUAGGCGACGAAGGCGACAGCAAAGUAUUGGGCGCACCGAGCGGUUCGGCGGUCGGCUCGAAGACUGGCUCGAAGACAGGCUCGAGUACUGGCGGCGGCGGCGGCAGCGGUUCGGGUACCGGCUCGAAGACGGGCAGCAAAGUCGGUUCGAGUUCGGGUAUGGGAUCGUCGGCUAUGGGAUCGUCGAUAUCAGGUACCGGAUCGUCGCUGUCGUCCAGCGGCGGCAGCAGUGCUGUCGGUUCGUCCUUAAGCUCUUCAGGCGGAUCGUCCACAUCGAAGGCCGGCUCGAAGGCCGGCUCAGCGUUGGGUUCGUCGACCGGUUCGACACUGAUAUCGUCGCGAACCGGAUCCAAUAUCAAGGGCGCCGGCGGUGCCUCUAAUAGCGGUGCAGACGCGGCCAGCGGCUCAAAGACCGGAUCGCAAACCGGAUCGAAAACCGGGUCAAAAACCGGCUCACAGUUGGGUCCAUCGGGUUCGCAAACAGCCGCUGCCUCCGCCACAGCCGCCAGCGGUUCAAAGACUGGCUCGAAGACCGGAUCCAAGACCGGCAGCUCUACUGGAGCUACAGCUAGUGGUUCAAAGACUGGCGACAAACCGUCGUCAAAGACAGCGUCGACGACCGACGGGUCAAAGCCGCCGUCAAAGGCCGGCUCGAAGACUGAUUCGGCCGAGAAGACCGGCUCGAAGACUGAUUCGGCAGAGAAGACCGGCUCGAAGACCGGCAGCGGUUCCAAAACAGGCGCUUAAAUUGUCAAAGAAGAAGAAGAAGAUGACAAACAAGAAGUAGUAGAAGAAGAAGGGAACCACUGAUUGAACAGAAUAUUUGUUUUUUUCUCUUUUUUUGAUUAAUUAGUUGUUGUUAUCUUCUCUUCAUUUUCAUCUGUUUUCUUCAAAAUACAAAUAUUUUAUUAUUAUUAUUAUUAAAACAAAAC